Dissoconium aciculare CBS 342.82 is the source of this 342-nucleotide messenger RNA. RefSeq names its product ankyrin. The transcript has a single exon. The record is from RefSeq and is a predicted model, not a curated record. Lineage: Eukaryota; Fungi; Ascomycota; Dothideomycetes; Mycosphaerellales; Dissoconiaceae. Gene Ontology annotation, molecular function: protein binding. The annotation marks the transcript as partial.
GUAGUACGUCUUCUGCUCGAGCGCGGCGCCCGCAUACAUGCAGACCGUUCCUCCGAUCACGACACCGCUCUCUUCGGGGCAUGUACAAACGGACACGUUGCCAUAGUGAAGCUGCUGAUCGAGCGUGGCGCCCUCGCUGAUGUGCCGGGGAGCAGACUCAGCACCGCUCUCUCGGCAGCACUUGCGAACGAUCACAUCGACGUAGCGAAGCUACUACUCGAGCACGGUGUUGAUGCUGAUGGUACCGAACUCAAUGUGGCAUCAGCGCGCGGUCGCAUUGACUUGGCAGAGCUACUGCUCAACAAUGGCGCCGACGUCAAUGCGUACGGCAACGGCUACGGU